AUGUUCAUUGACUAUCUUGUUUCAAAGUUUGAUAUCGACCAAGUAACAUUCUCUGACUCUAUCAAAAUGAAUUCUUAUUUAGGGCAUAGAGCCAAGCAGGAUACUGAAGGGCCGACAUAUACUCAAGGCACAGCUUCCUCCAAUGCUAUUGAUGUCGGGCAGGCUCGACGGAUAUCAAUCCAUGAAGAAAGUUUGGAUGAAGAUUACCUCCAUCGAAGAUUACCUCCAUACUACAUCGAAAAUAUGACUUCACGACGAGGAAAUCGCGCUAUCGCUUCAAGCGACCAUCUACAACAUCGCCGUGCUCGCCGGCGUUACCUGCGUGCCCAAUUACGGCUUGCCCGCCGACUUCGUCGACCAACAACGCCACCGCCAUCGCCAUCGCCACAAGAGACAUCACCACAGGCCGCUGGGCCUGUCAGUCCUUGUUCAGAGUCCGUUCCCUCCCUUACUCGGAGCGGAGACAGUAUCAGCGACGAAAGCGGGUCGUGGAGCCCAUCACAAUACCGUGUCUGGGAGGAGUUGCGGGCCCGAGUUCGAAGGGCCUUUGCCGAUCAUGAAAAUCGGCAAGACGAGGCUGCUGCAGAGCCAGAGCCAGAGGAGGAUGAGGACGAGGACGAGGACGAAGAUGCGGAAGAGGAGGAAUAUGAAGAAGCUCCUUUGUCGGAUGAAGAUUGGGAUGACUUCCAAGCCCGCAUAAACGCGCGAGCAGAUGAAUAA
Clonostachys rhizophaga is the source of this 720-nucleotide messenger RNA. NCBI's taxonomy places the organism in Eukaryota, Fungi, Ascomycota, Sordariomycetes, Hypocreales, Bionectriaceae. The record is from the annotation of a GenBank genome assembly.